AUGUCUGCCAACGAUUGUUAUGAAACAUUGAAAUCAUCUCGACAGCCCGGGUGGAAACAGGACUAUCAGUUUCUAUUAAAUCAACGACAAACCCCGCAAAUUGGAUUCAUGGGCCGAGAAGAUCAAGCAAAUAUUCAACUAGAAAAAAGACGAAGGGCAAGGCAAAUUUGUGUUGAAAAGAAAAGAAAUCUCACGAAUACCCAAAUAGUCCAGAUAUUUAGUGAUGAAAGCAGUAAUAUAUCUGAGUCGACUGAUGAAGACAUUGAAGACUUCAUUCCUGAUCGAACUUCAACACCACAUCCGUCUGUAAUAACUAUUGACCUACCAACAAGAUCAAUACUAAAAGACAUUUCACAAACUUCAGACCGAUGUAAUGUCAGCAUCAGAGGUCAGGUAGCUAUGGCAAGCGCACUUAUAAGAAGUGGAGGAGGAAAUCUCUUGGAUGUUUCCUUGUCAAAAUCAACUGGUCAUCGUCACAGAAAAAAACAAAGAGAAGAAAAAGCAAGAGAGAUUUUUGAUGAAUGGAUGGCAAACAAGCCAAAAUUUGUUGUCGUCCAUUGGGAUUCAAAGAUGAUUACGAAACUAAACGGUCAAAUGAAUGAGAGAGUGGCUAUUCUCGUCAGCGGCAAGCCACAUUUGGAAGCUCCCAAGCUACUCGGCGUUCCAAUUAUUUCAGACUCAACUGGGUUAUCCCAAAAGAAUGCUGUUGUCAAUCUUUUAUCAACAUGGGAAGUCACCGAUAAUGUUAUUGGGUUGGUUUUUGACACCACCGCCUCGAAUACUGGAAUUCAUCGUGGAUGUGCUACGCUAUUAGAACAACAACUGGGACGUGCAGUUUUAUGGCUAGCCUGUCGCCAUCACUUUUACGAGUUACAUAUUAAACACGUCUGGUCUGCCGUAAUCGGCGAUUCUAAUAGUCCCAUCGAACCGCUUUUGAAAAGAUUUCAACAAGAAUGGGAAAACUUGGAUCGCGAUACACACAAUCUCUGUUUAUUUGAAUGGCCCGAUGACGAAGAGUCGUUUUCUUAUCAACAAGGAAGAAAAGUGUUAGAUUGGGGUCAGUCUCAUCUAGCAUCUCAGAGUUUUCCUAGAGAAGACUAUAGGGAGUUGAUCGAGUUGACCGUGAUAUUUCUAGGAGGGACUCUUCCUGCGGGAAGAAAUUUCCAGUUUCGAAAACCAGGCGCUCAUCAUAGAGCCCGGUUUAUGCACAUAGCAAUUUACGCAUUAAACAUGCAAAUGCUGUCUGAACGUUUUCAACUGGAUCAAAAUGAACUUUCUCAAAUUAAAACAAUAUCGGAUUAUAUUGUGUUGUUCCAUAGUAUGGCGUUUUUGCGCUCCCGUCUCGCUAGUUGUGCACCUACGGUUGACCUUCAAUUCAUAGGAGGAAUGUGUCAAUACCGGGAAGAUGGUGAAUCACAAAAAAUAGUAGCGGAUGCUGCGCUAUCGUCUUGCAAAAAACACCUUUGGUAUUUAACGGAGGAACUUGGCAUUUUAGCAAUUUUUGAUGGAAGGAAUUCUCAUUUCUGGCGAACAAUGAUGAUAAACAAACUGAAAAAGAUUCCACGUCCUACAUCAUUUGUUUCAGCCAAGCCGAAAAUGCCACAGUUUGAGAAUACUAUUCCUACCUUGAUUGACCUCAUCGGCCAGCGAUCAUGGCUCAUUUUCCAUCUUCUACGUUGCACAAGCAAAGAAAUAGAGUGGAUGCAAUUUGAAUCAUCACACUGGGAAAAAUUUGAAGACUACAGAUUUCUUCGAGACAUCAUCAAUGGAAUGGAAGUAGUAAAUGACAGCGCGGAGCGCGGAGUUAAGCUGAUUACCGACUUCAGAAAUGUUGUCCAUAAUGAAGAACAACAACAGUUUUUACUUCAAGUUGUUGAAAACCAUCGUCAACAAGUAUCUUUAAAUGGGAGAAAAGAACACAAGUAUUCUGGAUACGCCAAGUAUCGCGAGUUGUUUUCUUUAACGCAUGCGCGUCUUCUCUGGUGGUUUGAAUCGGAUGAAGACAUUUACAACCCAACUCCGCAUCAAACCGAUUUUUACACUGAAAUAACACAGGCUGAAAUGGACAACCGUCUCGCCGCUCGUUCGACUUGGAACGAAGUUUUGACUUCGUUCGACAUGGAACACCCAGGGCCAGAAGAUUUUCACUUGUUGCGGGAAUUUUCCCAUAGCUUAGUUUCCCUUCUCGAGUAUGUCGAGGAUCAACUAAACGAAGAGUGA
Molecule: messenger RNA, 2220 nt
Organism: Daphnia magna
Lineage: Eukaryota; Metazoa; Arthropoda; Branchiopoda; Diplostraca; Daphniidae
Exons: 4
Coding region: 1-2220 (739 amino acids)
Source: RefSeq, a predicted model, not a curated record